Neltuma alba is the source of this 834-nucleotide messenger RNA. Its product is annotated as F-box/kelch-repeat protein At3g23880-like. The transcript has a single exon. Lineage: Eukaryota; Viridiplantae; Streptophyta; Magnoliopsida; Fabales; Fabaceae. The coding region runs from base 1 to 834 and encodes 277 amino acids. The record is from RefSeq and is a predicted model, not a curated record. Gene Ontology annotation, molecular function: protein binding.
AUGGAGAAGCUUGCUGAAGAUUUGAGAAUGGAAAUCCUUCUUCGCUUGCCUGACUUUAAAUCUAUCCUGCGUUGCAAGUGUUUAUCCAAGUCAUGGUACUCAUUGAUCUCUAGCCCUAAAUUCACCGAUCUGCAUUUUCAGCGAUCUUCUUCCCAACACGCCCAUCGAUUCCUUUACACAAAUCCUCCAGAACGAAUAAGGUCCAUAGAUAUCAAUGCCUCAUUCAAUGAUCAUUCUGCUACUAUCGAGCUUGAUUUCCCCCUUAUCAAACCAUACACUGAUAUUAACAUCAUUACUUCUUGCAGAGGCUUUCUGCUCCUCAUGCUCGUCAAAGACCAACUUCUUUUUCUAUGGAAUCCCACUACAGGUCUCCACAAGCAGAUCUCAAAUCCUCCGCUUCCAUGGGUACCUACAAUUUCGUAUGGCUUUUGUUAUGAUGAAUCCGUUGAUGAUUACUUAGUGGUCGCAUUUAACUUCAAUGAUCCAUCUUGGUUGGAAAGCUUUGUGAUCUUCUCUCUAAGAACCAAUUCAUGGCAAAAACUUACUAUCAGUGAUAGUUACCAACUUCCCAAGAUAACAAUCCCUUUCCCAGUUAAAUCUGGUUCUUUCCUGAACGGCUCAAUUCAUUGGUUAAUCUCGUGUUGUGAUCCACCCCAGGUAGAAGCAAAGAUCAUUGCAUUGGAUAUAACAACAAAGGAUUUACGAGAAAUUCCUGGGCCACCUGAUGAUGAUGAUAAUUGCAUGAACUAUGAUCUGGGAGUGCUUGGAGGAUUCCUUACUAUAACUUCUUAUUACAAAACAACUCCUUGGGUGAAGUUAAGAUAUGGAGGAUGA